Messenger RNA from Eurytemora carolleeae, 375 nucleotides. RefSeq names its product multifunctional methyltransferase subunit TRM112-like protein (gene Trmt112). NCBI's taxonomy places the organism in Eukaryota, Metazoa, Arthropoda, Copepoda, Calanoida, Temoridae. Gene Ontology annotation, biological process: tRNA methylation; rRNA (guanine-N7)-methylation; peptidyl-glutamine methylation. The transcript is spliced from 3 exons. Bases 1 to 375 code for a protein of 124 amino acids. The record is from RefSeq and is a predicted model, not a curated record. Gene Ontology annotation, molecular function: protein heterodimerization activity.
AUGAAGCUUCUGACGCACAAUAUGUUAACCUCUAAGGCUAUCAAAAAGGUGAAUACUGGAUACCCGCUGCUGAUUGAGGCCCGGGAUGUAAAAGUAAGCGAGGUUGAGUUUAAUCCAGAUUUCAUCUCGAGAAUAAUACCUAAGGUUGACUGGGACUGUCUACGACGUGCUGCCGAGCAGCUGGGACACCUAGACGAUCUACCGCAGGCAACACCAGCCAACUACGAGAACGACGAGGACUUCCUAAAGAAGGCUCACCACGCCCUCCUCGAGAUAGAGCUGAUCAACGGAAACCUAGUCUGUCCUGAAACCAGCAGAAAAUUUCCCGUCUCCGACGGUAUUCCGAACAUGCUUCUCAACGAAGACGAAAUCUAA